UCUAGAAGGGAGAGCAGUAUCCGCGAAUUUCCAUCUUUCGAAGUGAAUAGAGAAAGUGGCGAAAGCAAGGAAUACAGGCUUGCUGUGGAAUCGGGUCCAGAGUUCGACGGUGUGCCUCUGACAGAAUGCUAUUUGGGAUGUGAGGUCCACAAGCUGCACAUUUACGAUAGGCAGCAAUCGUCUAUGGGCUCAAAUACCAUAUUGGAAGAUCACUUAGGACAGACAAUGCUGAACUUGUAUCGAAUUCCACGAAAGCGUAUAUUUGCACGUUUACGCGACGAUCAUUCGCUGGUCGUCUACAAUCCCAACACGAAGAAGUGGUCACCAUACUUCCUUUCACCAGCAUCCCAUCUAAAUCUAGACUCCUUGAACAUACGAGGGCUCCAUGAAACGUUUGGACGAGCCGGUCAUCGGAUGGGCGCCAUUGAGUCUCCGCUUUCCGUUUACACAGAUGGACCUGUGGUUGUCGCAAGGAUCAAACGUAAUCAAAAGCACUUCUUCUAUAGAGUCACCUUCGGUAAGCUUGCUGUGGAAUCGGGUCCAGAGUUCGACGGUGUGCCUCUUGAGAAUGCUAUUUUGGGAUGUGGAGUCCACAACCUUCACAUUUACGAUAGGAGCAUCGUUAUGGGCUCGAUACCAUAUUGGGAUAUCACGUUAGGA
This is a messenger RNA of Ostertagia ostertagi, 660 nucleotides long. Lineage: Eukaryota; Metazoa; Nematoda; Chromadorea; Rhabditida; Trichostrongylidae. The record is from the annotation of a GenBank genome assembly.